AUGUUAGAGGAAGAUAUGGAAGUGGCCAUCAAGAUGGUGGUUGUAGGGAAUGGAGCAGUUGGAAAAUCAAGUAUGAUCCAGAGAUAUUGCAAAGGCAUUUUUACAAAAGACUACAAGAAAACCAUUGGAGUUGAUUUUUUGGAGCGACAAAUCCAAGUUAAUGAUGAAGAUGUCAGACUUAUGUUAUGGGAUACAGCAGGUCAAGAAGAAUUUGAUGCAAUAACAAAGGCCUACUAUCGAGGAGCCCAGGCUUGUGUGCUUGUAUUUUCUACCACAGACAGGGAAUCUUUUGAAGCAAUUCCCAGCUGGAGAGAGAAAGUAGUAGCUGAAGUAGGAGAUAUACCAACUGUACUUGUACAAAACAAGAUUGAUCUCUUGGAUGAUUCUUGUAUAAAGAAUGAGGAAGCUGAGGCACUGGCUAAAAGGUUAAAGUUAAGAUUCUACAGGACAUCAGUGAAAGAGGAUCUAAAUGUAAAUGAAGUUUUUAAAUAUUUGGCUGACAAAUAUCUUCAAAAACUCAAACAGCAAAUCGCUGGAGAUCCAGAACUAAGGCAGUCAAGUAGUAACAAAAUUGGUGUCUUUAAUACAUCUGGUGGGAGUCACUCAGGUCGGAAUUCAAGUACACUUAAUGGUGGAGAUGUCAUCAAUCUUAGACCCAACAAACAGAGGACCAAGAAAAACAGAAAUCCUUUUAGCACCUGUAGCAUACUCUAA
Orycteropus afer afer is the source of this 714-nucleotide messenger RNA. It is a transcript of the gene RAB23, whose product is annotated as RAB23, member RAS oncogene family. The coding region runs from base 1 to 714 and encodes 237 amino acids. The record is from RefSeq and is a predicted model, not a curated record. Lineage: Eukaryota; Metazoa; Chordata; Mammalia; Tubulidentata; Orycteropodidae. Gene Ontology annotation, molecular function: GTPase activity; GTP binding. The transcript is spliced from 6 exons.